Cladophialophora bantiana CBS 173.52 is the source of this 2844-nucleotide messenger RNA. RefSeq lists its product as uncharacterized. Lineage: Eukaryota; Fungi; Ascomycota; Eurotiomycetes; Chaetothyriales; Herpotrichiellaceae. The transcript is spliced from 13 exons. Bases 1 to 2844 code for a protein of 947 amino acids. The record is from RefSeq and is a predicted model, not a curated record. Gene Ontology annotation, biological process: meiotic cell cycle; regulation of synaptonemal complex assembly.
AUGUUACCAAACGAGCAAGCGAGCAAGGCUCCUCAAUCCAUUCUCGACUUCGCCUCUCACCUUGAGACCGUCCUCAACCACGAAGUGAGCAUACCUCCUGAAAACUUUCCUGACUUCUCGAUCUACUUGGAGGCUCUUCCUCUCCCGCGCAAGGCACUUGCUCCCGGCCAACGGGUUGAAUUCGACCAUGCCGGCCUUGUUGACAUCGCCUCCAAGGUCAUCGAGCAGCUAGCUCCAAAACAGGAAGAUCUCCUUAAGAGCGCCGAACACGACGACCCCCACAUCAAAGGAAUCACCGAAAGCUUGAAAGCACAAUACUUGUUGCUGCGCAUCGGAUUGGCAUGGAAGCAAGAGCGAACCGAACUAGCCGAGCAUUUCUAUGCCCAACUUGAGGCAAUCCGACCCCAUCUGGGUCCGAGUCGUAUCGGAGAACUACUUGACCUAUGCUACGAAAUCGGCAAUGAUCAGCUCAACCAGAAAAAGGGCACUCUUGCUGCAAAGUGGCUCAAAAGAGGUUGCCAGCUCGCGAAUGAAUACGCAGCCCAGGCCGAAGAUAUGGAUAUUCUUGAUCUAAGGUUUACCCUCAUGCAUACAUGUGGUAGGAAAAAUCUCUCGUCGAUGUUGCCGCCAGCACUCAUGCGUUCAGCAGUCCGAGCUCUGCUGGCGACCGAGGAUCCGCAAGCCGGUCACGAAGCAUUUCAAAUCCUCCACGCACUUCGCCAGGAAUUCGGCCACAAGCUUCCUGUCAUACUGCUUCAAUUGGAGGUGUACGCGAAAGAUCCGUCCCCAAAUCCUGACGCGUUCUCUGCAGAGCUGAUGAAGAUUGUCCGAUCUGCUCCCUUGAUUCACUCGAAUCACAAGUUCACUUCAGAUGCUAUUCGAGUCUUAGAGUCGUACAUUGUCAUAAGACUUGCUCCAAGUGAUGAGGACACCUGGACUGAAAACGCGAUAAUUACGUUGAUUUGGCUCAUGACAGCGGAAAGCAAUGACAGCAACAUUGUCGACCCAUCGUUUCUCGAAGGAGUAUUCGAUGAGAUCCAGCGAGCCUGGAACAAGGCCCUGAGCGCGGAGGCGACUCACGGUGCACUGGUUCUAUUUUGGAAGCGAAUCGAACAUACUUUCGAGCAUGGCUUGAAAGAGACUACGAGUAAGUGGUGUCAUGUUACAUUACAUCGACUGUUCAGCAAUGCCGGAGAUAACAAUAUCGGGAAGAUUGAGAGGAAGAUAGUCAAAUGUCACAUCGAUCUGCACAAUCUCGAUGCUGCUCAUGCAGUUCUCGAAAAGAUGUCACCAGCGCGAAAACAGCAUGCCCUCUCUCGAUAUUUGCGAUAUUGUCUCGCUUUGCGCCGUGGGGAUGAAGCCGACGCGAGAUCGACGUUAGCCUCCCUCGCCACCGUGCACGAUAACCGGAACAAACUACUCUUCGCCGCUGUUUCAGAGGCUACGCAAUAUGGUAGCAAAUUCCAGGGAGCGCAGCUAUUGCAGCGUAUUCUGGACAAAUACAAUGACAACGUGCCACCGGAAAUCGAUGCAUAUGCCCUUUUGAGAUGUACAGCCCGCCUUCUCCUUUUAGCAGUUUCGGAGGCUAACGGCAUCGACGAAGAGCUUCUGUCUCGACUAUGUGGAAUCUUCAAGUCCGCAGCACUAUUCACGCAAAAACAACAAGAACGAGAAAGGAUGACAUUAGAUUAUCGUCUGCAGGAAAGCAGAUGGUUCGAGAAGACCAGCUACAACACUGCUGUGCAAUACCUCAAGUCAUGGCCGGCAAAAUAUGUCAUCGACCUUCUGCACUAUUCGUGUCAACAUAUCCUUGAAGCCGAGGCAAAGUACAUUCAAGCAAUCCUGUACACCAUCGAGGCGAGACCCGCCUCUACAUCAUAUAUAACGGACGUUCCGAAGACGGCUUAUUCCAGCAGGGCCCCGCCGCAGUCGCCGGCAGAAAUCAAGUUUAUUUUGUACAGGAAUGUAAUCGCUAAGUACACGGAAAUUCAUGCUCACCGGAAAGUCUUACAUGAGAGUUACAAUACGGGCAUCAUGACGGAGGAACUUCUUGAGGCUAUCACGCAGAAACUCAUCGUCUUGGCUCCCCUGGCGUUCGAAGCUGUGCUCUUCAUGGCCUUUACAAGUCAGACAGAUAUUCCCGGUCAAGCUCAGGUUCUUGACGAACUCUCUCUUACUCAGAUAGUCGACCAAAUGGUGCAACUCAACCCACCUCAGAAGACCUAUUCGAUCUUUGCCCACAUGAUCCUUUCUGCCUCCACUGGAUCCCUCGAUCAGGAUUCGGCCAAACAUAUGCUGCCGAUUUCUGUUACAACGAAUUUGCUCGCCAAGCUCAUAUCUGGUCUGCGAAAUCAUCCGGAUUAUGACAACAAUCAAGCUGCAAGAUGGAUGAGGUGUGUGGUGCAAAUUGUUCUUGAUUGGAGGGGCUCGCAAUCUCACCAGACCCAAAAAGACAGCACGAGGGAUGGAAAACAUCUGAGCACUGUGGCGAGAAUCACGGAACAUGCCCUGGAUCUGGCCAGGUCUGCUCCUAGUCGAGAUUAUCCACCGGAGGAACUUGAGUGGCUCGCGGCUACACUCUUCAAUCUAUCCAUUGAUCUCUAUGCGUCGUCGCCCUCAUCGAACUCUGAAUCCGCAAUGGCGGAUGGCGUCGAGCAAAAUCAAGAGAUCAAGCACGAGAAGAAACAAAGUGGAGAUCCUGUUGUCAUGAUGCCGCAGUUCUGGGCUAAGAGAGCCAUAGAUAUAGCAGAUGUCCUCGCGAUGAAUUCCGCUGGGGGCGGGGAUGGUGGACUGCUUGCAAAGGUACUCAGGGAGAGGUGCCAGAGGCUGCAGUGGGACGUUUGA